UGAUGACGUCACUGUAUGUCAGGCCUCCUACAGCAGGACAAUAAAAGCUGCGAGACAACCAACCCGGACAGCAGUUUGCCUGGAGGUUGCAACUCGGUACCAGCACACGCGCCGCGCACCAAGCAUCACACCAGCGGCCAGUUGACGAUGGCCCGAAGGUUGUGCUUACUGUUGGCGGUAUGGACGGGAUGGGUGGCGGGGCAGUCCUCGCCCUACUGCAGCUUCACGUCUCGACAUACUCUGUGCAAGUUUUCAGGUGUGGGGCCCCGGUGUGGGUCUCAAGUGAUGGCCCGCGGGGUUGGGGCCCAGGACGCGGCCGCCAUAGUGGCUCAACACAACCAGCUGAGGUCUCGGGUAGCCAUGGGUCAGGAACGACGCGGAGAUCCCGGACCUCAGCCACAAGCUGCUAACAUGAGGCUCCUGGAGUGGGAUGACGAGCUGGCGGUGGUCGCACAGGGGCACGCUGACCAGUGUGUCUUCGAGCACGAGUGUUCCGACUGUCGCCGCGUCUCAAGGUUCGGUGUCGGGCAGAAUCUGUUCAUCAGCUUUCAGAGCAAUUUUGACACCCAGAUCCAGUGGAACCGAGCCAUCAAGGCCUGGUAUGACGAGGUGGUCGACUUCGACCCUUCUGACAUCAAGCCCUUCCAGUUCUCGACGGCGGUGGGUCACUACACACAGAUGAUGUGGUGGAACACGUAUACGGUGGGUUGUGGCUUCACCAUGUACGAGGACGGUGGCUGGUGGAAGAAACUAUACACGUGUAACUACGGACCCGGCGGUAACAUUAUCUUCAGUCAGAUGUACCGGAGAGGCUCACCCUGCUCCUCCUGUCCUGAGGGUACUACUUGUUCCCUCCAGUACUCGGGACUCUGUGGUGCAGCCUUUGCUACGCGCUUCCCCACGAACCAGGUGGCGGGGAGUAGAGGUAGAGCCCCCACAGCCCAGGAGGAAGAAAACAUGUUCAUUCCCUUCAAUGGUAAUCAGCCGUCGUCCUCAGAUCUAAUGCCCUUCCUGCAGCGGGCGGGGAUGGACACCCAAGUCAUCAGGACCACGUCACUCUCUAACGUACAGAACAUUAUCAACGCCCUCCCUGCCAACCUCAAACCCAUCGUACUCUUCAGGUCCGGGUCUGGCCAACUGACGGAGCUGGACGCCAAGACUCUGGUACCUCUCCAGCGCUUCGGCCGCUCCACCACCACCAAAGGGCCCAGGAAGAGGCGGGAGGCCCUCCUCACCUGUGACCUGGACUUCACCCACCACCUGUUUGAUACCUGUCUACUGAGUGUUGGUAGAGACCCUCAGUAUAAGUCGUCUCUAUUUCUUAUUUAG
Messenger RNA from Homarus americanus (American lobster), 1329 nucleotides. Its product is annotated as CRISP/Allergen/PR-1-like. The coding region runs from base 16 to 1329 and encodes 437 amino acids. NCBI's taxonomy places the organism in Eukaryota, Metazoa, Arthropoda, Malacostraca, Decapoda, Nephropidae. The record is from RefSeq and is a predicted model, not a curated record. Gene Ontology annotation, cellular component: extracellular region. The transcript is spliced from 7 exons.